Messenger RNA from Cherax quadricarinatus, 3360 nucleotides. Lineage: Eukaryota; Metazoa; Arthropoda; Malacostraca; Decapoda; Parastacidae. The record is from RefSeq and is a predicted model, not a curated record.
GCAAUAAUGUCAAUACAUUCCAGGGGCUAUGAUCUACCGAGGGUUUCUUUUCUGAGAAGAAGAAAAAGCUGAAGAUCCUACACAUGCUGAUACAACUGAGUGCCUUCAUUUUCUCCAUUGUUGGGCUUGUAGCUGUAUUUGAUUUCCACAAUAAGAGCCACCCACCAAUUCCUAACAUGUACAGCCUGCACUCAUGGGUUGGACUCUGCACUGUCAUAUUAUUUGCAUGUCAGUGGCUGGUAGGAUUACUGACAUUCCUCUUCCCUGGUUUACGCCCAUCUGUAAGAGCUGCGUACCUGCCUAUCCAUCAGUUCUUUGGCCUAUUCAUUUUUGUUGGAGCUGUGGCAUCCUGCCUUUUAGGUCUUACUGAAAAAGCCAUUUUUUCUAUAAAGCCCAAGUAUUCUGCACUUCCUACAGAAGGUAUCUUAGUUAAUGUGAUAGGCCUGGCCCUCAUUCUCUUCGGUGGGCUGGUGGUAUACCUGGUAUCACAUACAAAGUUUCGCCGUCAGACAACAGAAGAUGAGGUCUUGCUCACUGAUACCGUUCUGGAGUAGUCAUGUUUUGUAACAAAACUUACAUUGUUUAUUAGUGGGAGAGUUGUGCAAGAUAUAUUCUGUAAACUUUCAGUACUGUAUAGUAAUUGUGGUAACACGACAAUUAUCAGCAUUCAAAUAUAACUCAUUAAAAUUAUAUUUUUGUCUGUAUAGAGGAAAAGUGAUACAAAUGGUACAGGAUUGCACAGUAUUCUGGUACUCUACUGUACAGUACUUCAAACACACAAUAUUCCAAUUAUAAUUCCUUAAUAGCAUUGAUGGUUUGUGACAAUUUGCAUGACAAUAUGAAUGUAUUUGCCUAUAUGUAUAUUUUAAUAAACAUAGUAUUUGAAUGAUGCACAUGUAUAUUCUUCUGAAGGAAUGUAUAGAUUUUUAUUAGAUUGGUGUGGAAUUUGACAGUGAGGAUUCAAACUUGCUUUUAUAUUUUAUGAUAAAAGAUCACAUUGUUUUCAUUUACUAGUCCAUAGGUUGUAUGUUUAGUUUCAUUACCACCAGUGUGUUUUGCAGGUGGCACUAUGCAUAGGUGGGACAUGAGACAGUUGAAAUAUUGAAGUGCUUACAUUCUUCACAAGUAAAAGGAUAACAUUACUGGUAAAAUGUCAUAAUUCCAUAGCUUUAACAAUUCACUAGUCUACAUAUUGGAAAUGGAAAAAUAACUGCCAUUCUGAAUCAGUCACAACUAAAUGCUAAUCCAGGAUAAACUGCAAAAUCUAGUUUUAAAUUUGCUCUUUUCAGAUGUAUUGUGAAAUGUCCAUACUACAUGUAAAAUUUAUUUUAAAGUUUCAAAAUGGGUUAUAACCUGAAAAUGUCUUCAAAGUGUUUAAUGUAAAACUUGUAUUUGCAUUCUAAUACAGUAUACUAAAGCAAAAAAUUUAUGUGAAUGGUUUUUUGAAAAUUAUGGUUGUUAAAUGUGCAAUAAGUUGAGUAUAGUGAUUUAUCAUUAGAUACAUAUUGUUUUGUUAUAAAACAUUUUAAUGAAUGCACAAUGAAGCCAUCGCUAAGUGGAAUCAGCCCUUAAGCAGCGCAACCAAUUGUAACCGUUGUGAUAAGUGUGUAAAUGAGUAGGGUUUAGUGUAAUACAUAUUACAAAACUGUCAGAGUAUAUUCAAUUAUUUGCUUGCUUCUACAAUAUCUUGCAUGAAACUAAAAAUGAACAUAAUCUUUAUGGUGAUUACAUCGUGUUCAGUGCAUGUUGUCAUCAGUUCUCUUAAUAAAAAAUACUUGGUACACAUUUCAACAGGUAUCUGGGUAUUUUUUCAAGGUAUACAUGUCUUUCAUAAUGGCUAAGAGAGGAAUAUUUUCUUAUAUGAAAAGGAUAACAUUGUGCACAAUAUAUUAUUUUAGUGAAUUAUAUAGUUUAUUCCAUUUUCAAGGGCUGUAGUAGUAUGCAUAUGGCAUUACACAAAAAUUCACCAGAGGAUUAAUCUCUUGUUCACAGGAUACAGUAUUUUAGAAAAAAUGGGGAAAGAAAGAAAGCUUGCAUCUUGACUGAAAUUUGCGAGAGGCACUAAUUAUACAAAUCAAGUUAUAACAUUUUGGAGAAAAAUGCAUGCAUAUAUUUUUGGGUCUUUUGCACCUUAGUCACUCUAGAUGAAAAGAGAAAGCACUAUAUAUAUAUAGUAGAUAAAGCAUGCCACUAGUGAAGGUAUCAGGUCAUUAAUUGGUUUAUUGCAUGCCAGCAGAGUAUCAGUGUGAAAUACAUUAUGUAUAAGAGUAGGCAAGAUGAUGUAUUUACCAGGUCUUUGUUCUGUGGUGUUGGAAGUAGCCAUUAACCCUUUAAACUGUCCAAAUGUAGAUCUACGUUUUUUCAACAUUUGAAUGUAAGAAAACGUAAUCUUUUGUUUUUUUUUUUUUUACUUUUGAAAACGUGUAAUAAAAACUUUGAUCUUAAUUUUUUUUUUAUAUUUGAAAAUAUGUAAAAAAACGUAGAUCUACUUUUGGAGCACUACGCAUGUGAAUGUAGAUCUGGUUGGACAGUUUAAGGGUUAAGGAUGUUUAAGUACAGUGGCAUCUAUCAAUGUAGGUGUCUAGGUAGAUCAGUUUCACUUUGUUCCAGUGCAUGAGACAUCCCAGACCCUUGUGGGUUUAGUGCUUAGUAUAUGGGACAUCCCUCUAUAGGCCUGUCCAAGAUGCAAGCAUUUUUGUUCUGGUUUCAUGCAUUUGUGUUAAUGGACAUGUGUGAAAAGAACACACAAAUGCAUGCAACUGUAAUAUAAAAAAUACUGGUCUUGCACAGAUCUCAUUCACUGAAACAAAAUUCUUAAAGAGUAUUCAACACUGAUAAUGUUUUUGUAUUGAAGCCCCCCUUAAGUGCUGCUUCCAACACCAUGAAACAGAGCUGGCAAUACCCUUGCAUAUACUAUUCCAUGCUGAUUCCCAGCUGCCAUGCAACUUGGCAAUUAGCUAACAUGACACCUCUCCAGUGAGAUGCUUUCUCUACUUAUACUGUGUUCUGUCAUUCUCUUGUAUCAUUUAGAGGGAACAAGGUCCCAGGACUGAAAUGUAGCCAUUAAAGAUGUCCUUUCAUCCAUACAAGUUAAGAUUUCAUGAAAAUAUAUAUAUUUACAUAAUACUACCAAUCCUUUUUAGUUUCUGGCUAUUUGCCAGAUUUGUAUUUUACCUUUGGCCUAAUGGCAACAUAAAACAAAGCAUGAUUUAUGUAUUAAAAUGUUGCUGUAUCAUUCAGAGGCAAAUCAUGACUAUAGAAAUUAUCAUCCAUGUAUACUGAGCUAUUGAUUACUCAAGUGAUUGAAAGUUCCCAGAUUGGGUUGCAUUAAUAUUUAAUAAAUGUUUAAUAAAGAGUAUA